Artibeus jamaicensis (Jamaican fruit-eating bat) is the source of this 5610-nucleotide messenger RNA. It is a transcript of the gene PDE1C, whose product is annotated as phosphodiesterase 1C. The record is from RefSeq and is a predicted model, not a curated record. Gene Ontology annotation, molecular function: 3',5'-cyclic-nucleotide phosphodiesterase activity. Bases 552 to 2852 code for a protein of 766 amino acids. Gene Ontology annotation, biological process: signal transduction. NCBI's taxonomy places the organism in Eukaryota, Metazoa, Chordata, Mammalia, Chiroptera, Phyllostomidae. The transcript has 19 exons.
GGCUUCAAUGUUUGCUUUUCCAUCUGUUGAUGUGCUUUUUGCGAGCUCUCCUGCCUGCCAGAGAAAACAUCUAGAAGCACGACGCUGAAUCUGGCCAUUCCCUUGGGUCCCCAAACCCCACCAGCCUCCAGAGAGGGGCGGGCGAAGCUGAGACAGAAAACAGACGUGUGUGUAGCGCGCGCGUUUCAGAGGCUCCCAGAGACUCGGGUGGAACAGACAGGGAUUGGGGCUCCCGCCCGCCGCCCGCCCCGCCCGCAGACGCACGCUCCGCCGGUGCCGCCUGACUUCCUCGGCUCUGCUGUCUGUCGCAUCUGAAGUUGGCACUGGAGCUGGGGCAGUUGCCAUGCUGGCUGACUCUGCCGCACGCCUAGUGCGUUAGCUGACUUUGCGGUCCCUGCGCCCAGCUCGCCACCAGCGGCGGACUGCGGACCUGCCGGCUCAGCGCACAGCGCACAGCGCGCAGCGCGCAGCGGCCAAGCGCGGGGCGUGGGCGUGGGCUGCUGCUUUGCUGCCCGGGGACCGCGGACGCUGAGGGCCGGUGGAGCCGAGCCAUGACGGACGCCAGCAGCAGGAAAGAGGGCUUCAAAAAGUGCAGGAGCGCCACUUUCAGCAUCGAUGGCUACAGCUUCACCAUCGUUGCAAAUGAAGCCGGAGACAAGGCCGCCAGACCACUGGCCCGCUUCUCCCGGUCAAAGUCGCAGAACUGUGUGUGGAAUUCCCUCAUCGAUGGGCUCACGGGCAAUGUCAAGGAGAAGCCGCGGCCAACGAUUGUCCAUGACCCCCGACCACCGGAAGAAAUCCUAGCGGAGGAAUUGCCCCAGCUUGACAGCCCAGAAGCCUUUGUGAAGACAUCCUUCAGGUUACGGUCUUUGGUCAAACAGUUAGAGAGAGGAGAGGCUUCCGUGGUAGAUCUCAAGAAGAAUUUGGAAUAUGCAGCCACGGUGCUUGAAUCUGUGUACAUUGAUGAAACCAGGCGACUCCUGGAUACAGAGGACGAGCUCAGUGACAUCCAGUCGGAUGCGGUGCCUUCUGAGGUCCGAGACUGGCUGGCCUCCACCUUCACGCGGCAGAUGGGGAUGAUGCUCAGGAGGAGCGAGGAGAAGCCGCGGUUCAAGACCAUCGUGCACGCAGUGCAGGCUGGGAUAUUUGUGGAGAGAAUGUAUAGACGGACAUCAAACAUGGUCGGACUGAGCUACCCACCAGCAGUUAUAGAAGCAUUAAAGGAUGUGGACAAGUGGUCCUUUGAUGUCUUUUCCCUCAACGAAGCCAGCGGGGACCACGCACUGAAAUUCAUUUUCUAUGAAUUACUCACACGCUACGAUCUGAUCAGCCGUUUCAAGAUCCCGAUUUCUGCACUUGUCUCAUUUGUGGAGGCCCUGGAAGUGGGGUACAGCAAACAUAAAAAUCCAUACCACAAUUUAAUGCAUGCUGCCGAUGUCACCCAGACUGUGCACUACCUACUCUACAAGACAGGCGUCGUGAACUGGCUGACAGAGCUGGAGAUUUUUGCUAUAAUCUUCUCAGCUGCCAUCCAUGACUACGAGCACACCGGAACCACCAACAACUUCCACAUUCAGACCCGGUCUGACCCAGCUAUUCUGUACAACGACCGGUCUGUGUUGGAAAAUCACCACUUGAGCGCAGCUUAUCGCCUUCUGCAGGAAGACGAGGAGAUGAAUAUCUUGAUCAACCUCUCCAAGGAUGAUUGGAGGGAAUUUCGGACCCUGGUCAUUGAGAUGGUGAUGGCCACGGACAUGUCCUGUCACUUCCAGCAAAUCAAAGCCAUGAAGACGGCGCUGCAGCAGCCGGAAGCGAUUGAAAAGCCGAAAGCUCUGUCCCUGAUGCUGCACACGGCAGACAUCAGCCACCCAGCGAAGGCGUGGGAGCUCCACCACCGCUGGACCAUGCUGCUCCUGGAGGAAUUCUUCAGACAGGGUGACAGAGAAGCAGAGUUGGGGCUGCCUUUUUCUCCUCUGUGUGACCGGAAGUCCACCAUGGUUGCUCAAUCGCAAGUAGGCUUCAUCGAUUUCAUCGUGGAGCCCACCUUCACUGUGCUCACAGACAUGACUGAAAAGAUCGUGAACCCGUUAAUUGAUGAAACCUCUGAAGCUGGUGGGACAGGGCAGAGGCGUUCAAGUUUGAACAGCAUCAGCUCGGCAGAGGCAAAGCGGCCAGGUGUCAAGAGUGCUGGCUCGGAAGGAAGCGCCCCGAUCAACAAUGCUGUCAUCCCUGUUGACUGUAAGAACUUUAAAGUCACUUGGACCGAGGUCGUGCACGUCAAUCGGGAGCGAUGGAGGGCCAAGGUGCCCAAAGAGGAGAAGGCCAAGAAGGAAGCUGAGGAAAAGGCCCGCCUGGCGGCCGAGGAGAAGCAAAAGGAAACGGAAGCCGGGAACCAGGCAGAGGACGGUGCAGCUGGCGGGGCGGAGAAGAAGAUGUCCAGGGCAGCUCCGAGUCAGGUCAAUGGGACGCGCCCCAACAAAAGCAACAGCUCUCCUGGGAAAAACUCCAAAGCUGAGAAAUCGUCGGGAGAAAAGCAACGGAAUGGUGACUUGAAAAAUGGUAAAAAUAAGGCAGACAAGAAGGAUCAGUCCAACGUCGGGAAUGAGUCAAAGAAAACAGAUGGCACGAAGAAGCGUUCUCACGGCUCCCCCGCCCCGAGCACCAGCCGCCUCACCUUGCCAGUCAUCAAGCCGCCUCUGCGUCACUUUAAACGCCCUGCUUAUGCAUCUAGCUCCUACGCACCUUCGGCCCCAAAGAAAGCGGAGGAGCAUCCUGCAAGGUACAAGAUGCUGGAUCAGAGGAUCAGAAUGAAAAAGAUUCAGAACAUCUCACACAACUGGAACAGGAAAUAGGUCCAGCGGAAGAGAGGGGCCCAGUCUCUGGCUAUCAGCGCUCACCAGGCACAGUGAGAUGUUCCCCCCCCCACCGCCACCUGACAGCCCUCGAAGUGGGGGCCCUGGGGCUGGUGCAGCCAUGGCUGAGGUCACUGGGACACAGUAAUAUUCCCCUUUACUGUUCUGUCAUAGACUCACCGUCUCUGGACUUGGGGAUCAGUGCAGACUCCAACCUCAAACCAGUAAGAUGCCUGUCUCGUGUGGCUUUUAUUGCUGUAAAUCUUUCAAAGUCUAAAUUGAACCAAUAUUAAAACAAUACGACCUGUUCAGAAAAAAAGUGAAAUCCCUCCCCUUGAUACCAUUGUGAUCCCGGACAUUCACUUGCUUUCAUAAGACUAUGGGUUUAACAAUCAUUGUAUGCAAGAAAUGCACUUCUGAAGCCAUCUUUUCCCAUUUUUAAUGCAAUUAUUUAAAAUCCAAAUAGGCAUGUACCUUUCAAGGUAAAUGUACAAAACAAAAGGUGUGCUUCUGAGUGAAAUCAAUCUCAGAGGGAAUAGAGACUAAAACUGUGUUCGUAGAUACUUCUGGACUCAGGUUUCUCAAAGCAGGGCCAAAUUCAAAGUAAGGGCCCCUUGUGUUGGUUUUUCCUGCAUGCCUCUGGCCUUGUAGAUCCCCGCCAGGCUGAGAGCAUUUGCAGAAGCAGCUCUGGGUUCUGCUUUCCUCCCCAGGGGUGUCCAACCUGCGGCCCACGGGCCACAUACAGCCCAGAAUGGCUGUGAACACAGCCCCACCCAAAGUCGUAAAUUUACUUAAAACAUGAGAUUGUUUUGUGUGUGAUUAUGUGUUGCGCUGUAUUUAAUGUGUGGCCCAAGAAAACCCUCUUUCUUCCAGUGUGGCCCAGAGACACCACAAGGUGGGACCCUGAUGUAGGCUAACCCUCCCCGCCACGCCGGAAAUCCACGAGUCAGAUGCCCGUGUCCCGGGGACCAGGUUGGACGUUUACUCCAGCACAUGUCCAUUUGGUCUCUCGGUCCUGGGGUGGGAAGGCGUUAAAUGCUGGACUGACCAGAAUGCCCGAACUGCAGGUUUUUCUCCACGAGGUUGAAGAUUCCUUGAAGUGACACGUCAGCCCAUUUCCUGACAGACCACGGAGCCCUCGGGAGCGCCCUGCCCCCACUGCUGGUGAAGAGUGUAAAACUCGAUGCUCUUCCUUGAGGCCUUUGUAGGCCCACUGGGCCUCUCCUAGGGUUUUUACUUUGGGACUAAAUUCACAGACGUUGCAAGGAAAGGUUCAAGGUCAGAAAUAACUUUGAAUCCCUUCAGAAAUGGUCUGAGGCAGGGAGAAGAAGUUCAGGUUCAUUGGCAGGCAGGUCUGAUCUCCAGUCCUGUCCCGUCUAUAACUAGUCGUAGGUCCCGGUCUAAUGGCACAAUCUUUAAGAAUGAGUGGGAUUCGGCACACUCAUGGUGCCUUCUGUGAUGAAGACGAAGGCUAAGGUGGGUACCGAUCUCUAGAGCCGAGCCUGGGCAGUUACAGAGACGCAGCAGAGGUAACUCUGAAGACUCAUCUCCGGGGCAACCUCUCCAGGAUGGUCCCCACCCCCACAGAGAAGGCGCCGUGCCCUGAUGCCACGGCCUUUGGCGUCUGAUGGUAAAGGGUAUCCUGUCCUCUCCUUUCAUUCUCUGAGGUUCAUUUCCAGGAAACCGGUUAUGCAAUUGAGCCAGCUCCAGAGUUCAGUGCCCAUCACGCUUUUGAGCAAUUUAUUCACAAUGUGCUUUCUGAGGGUAUUCCAGGGAAAUAAGUAAACUCACAGGGUGAUCUGAUCAUAACUCUGUAACUGGGCAGGUCUUGGGGGCAGGCACACCCCAGGCAUGUAACUUCUUCUUUUUUUUUUUUUAAGAUUUUAUUUAUUUAUCUUUAGAGGGGAAGGGAAGGAGCGAGGGAGAGAAAUAUCAAUGUGUGGUUGCCUCUCACGCAUCCCCUGCUGAGAACUGGCCUGCAACCCAAGCUUGUGCCCUGACUGGGAAUCGAGCUGCGAUAUUUUGGUUCGCAGGCCCGCGCUCAAUCCACUGAGCUACACCAGCCAGAGAGAUGUAACUUCUUUAAUAAAACGUCAAUCUCUGCCUUAAGCAAGCGCUGUCCCUUGUUCCUGGGCACCCAGGUGAACACGCCUUUGAAAGGCCUCUUUUUCAGACCCCCCUCAGGAGGGCCCACCACCUCGCUCACCACCCGGUAACCCGCCUCCAGGCCGUCUUCCCUGUGUCCCCUCCGUAACCCCAAACGCAUGAAAGCAGCUGCAAAGUAUCCUCUGGGAAGCAUUUUUCUCUGUUGAGAUCUUGCUUCCAGGCUUACCCUCUGUUUGACUCACAAAAAUGUUACUCUGCUCUUAUCAAAAGUGCUUUAAAGUCAAUGUUGACGGGAGAACAUCCAAUCCUGCAAAGAUUUUCCAGAGUACUCACAGCUGCGGGAAUCACCCAGGCGCGCAUGCGCCCUCAGGACGCUCCGUCCUCUCGGGCGUAGAGACUUCACGUGGCCGCGCUUUCUUGGCUAUUUCUUGGCGCUGGAAGCCGUGGUCCUGGGGAAGAAAAUUGGUUCCCUCUGUUUUCCUCGGUCCCGGCGUGUUGUUUGAGCCCUUGCUAACGUUUUAACUGAUCAGGUGCACAGAAAUAGAGACCCUGCACUGCUUGUAAAAGGCCCACCAUGUUAUUCGCAUGAUGGGCUCUAUAGAAAUGCCAAAUUAUGUAUUCUUACAGCAAAUAAAAAGAUGCUUUUAAAGGA